CACAAACCAACACAGAUAACAAGCUAGCUUCCCACUUAGCCUACCCUUCUCUCAUUUUCAGCUCCUUUCUUCUACAAUUGAUCAUCUUCAGAAAAGAGGAUCCGCCAUGGCUAUUGGCUUGCCAACUAACAUGGUGAAGAAAAUCCUUCAAAGGUCCAGUUCUGGGACAAGCAAAUCAUCCUCGUCGAGCUUUACCAAUGUGCCAAAGGGCUACUUGGCGGUUUAUGUUGGAGAGACGUCACAUAACAGGAAGCGAUUUUUAGUAUCGUUGUCCUACGGCUACUUGAGUCACCCUUCAUUUCAGGAUUUGUUGAGCAUGGCUGAAGAGGAAUUUGGUUUUGACCCUCCAAUGGGUGGCCUGACGAUUCCCUGUAGUGAAGAGACUUUCAUUUCUGCUACUCCGAACUAGCUAGAAUAGAUGUUGUAAGGAUAGAUAGAUAGAUAGAUUGUAGAAACCAAUGUAUUUAGAGUUUAACAACACGGUUGUGUUUAGCUAAUAUAGGUUAGGAGAUGUAAAUUGAUGACAAGAGCUUCUCAUUUUAAAUCAGGAGUCGAAAUGCCGGCAUUUAUUUUUUAUCCAUCAAUUCACAUUAAUGCUUUUUUUUUUUUCAUACCAAGUACUGACACAUGUUCCAACUCUUAUCUCGUUUGGAUUAAAUAGUGAACCAUUUCCAAAAUAUUGAAUAUGGUUUGUCAUUUAAAUUAAGAAACGAACUUUGUUCAC
Molecule: messenger RNA, 724 nt
Organism: Linum trigynum
Lineage: Eukaryota; Viridiplantae; Streptophyta; Magnoliopsida; Malpighiales; Linaceae
Source: the annotation of a GenBank genome assembly